Molecule: messenger RNA, 2880 nt
Organism: Schistosoma turkestanicum
Lineage: Eukaryota; Metazoa; Platyhelminthes; Trematoda; Strigeidida; Schistosomatidae
Source: the annotation of a GenBank genome assembly
UUUGCAUUGCAAAACUAGCCAAAUGUUUGUUCCUUAUGAUUGGUAAAAUUUUUAUAUUCGUUUGUCAUCAUAUUUCUGCGUCUAUACAUCGAGAAACUGGUGGUUCAUUGCUAAAAAGCUCCCACAACCACCUGCAUAUUCUGGGCUAUUAGAAGUCAUUGAAUUUAGUUGAAGACUGUUGAACUUUCAUCAGCAAGGGGAGUCAACUAAAAUUAGCUGGUUAAUAAAAACUAAUCGUGUAAAUAUUUUAUGUGCGAUGUUUGAUGCUCGAACUUGACUUCGUUAUUGCCCUGUCUAUAUUGGCAAUUGUUUUCGUUGCUGGAGUUGGUAUCGCGGUGUCCUCGAAAUUACGCGUGCUCUGCAUGUUGUAGUCUCAAUACGUUCAGUCUGGGUUCGAAGUAAAUUUUACUGCAUGCCUACAGGAAGUAGGCUGGUUAUAUACUCUACUUUUGCUAUUACUCUGAUUUAUCUGCUCCACUGCUAUCGAAAAAGGCGUAGGCAUAAAGCAGCCUGCGGUAACAGCCUGGUUGAAGAUAUUGAACAUCCUGUAUCUUCAUCACAAUCAAACGGCAGCUGUAGGAAGUUUGCCGAAGAGUUGUUUGAUACUCAAGUAGUGAUAAAUAUAAGCUUACUGUUGUUAGAAUUUUGUAGCAGACGUUACAUACGUUAAUCCACUUACUAUUUGUGCAGCUGCUUUUGUCGAGCCCAAAUUUUCUGACCGAAGUUUUUUAGCCUUAAGCGAACAGAAUUUGGAAUUGGAAAGUAUUUCCCUCCUGGAGUCACCGUUGCCAAUAGUGUUAAAUUUUUCCAGCCAAGCACCAGCAUUUUUAUCAAUGGCUGCCAUUCAGCCGGUGGUUUCUACUCUAAGUAGUAGUCCUGUCUCCGGAUCUGAAUCUGAUCGAGCACUAACACCCGACUCAAAUGAUGAUUUUUGUAGAAUUACUCUCCCACCUGAAGGUUUCAGCGACCCUUUAAAUGACAUUUAUGAAGCUAACCCGGAAGAAUUAGAUGGAAAAAUUUUGCCGAGAGUGCUUAUUCCCAGUGAUAUGUGGGCUCAGGUGGUUGAUAAAGAUAUUUGGCGUGAGACAUUCCUAAUACCCGCCUACAUGGGUGGGGUUUUAAUUGGGCGACUCGGAAAGAAUGUUAGAGAGCUGCGCAAUGUAUGGGAGGCUGAAUUCAGUUUAAAUACUUGUCCAGGAAAACAAGACACUCUGAUUCUCAAGCUGUCAUGCCCGCUUAGACACAAAGAUGAGGUUUUACGUUGGGUAUCCCAUAGGUUCAGAAUGCGUCCUUCCAAGACAACAAUUGGAAACCCAAACCAACUAAAGCGUCAACUUCCUCUAGGUGAACCGGUUCCUGUACAAAUUCGUAGUCUUUACGGUUCGAAGGAAUUUUUUGUAACAAUACCUGACGAACAGUAUAACAAUUUUUUAGUUAUGCAAACUGAGCUUGAAAAGGACUACUCGACCACCAACAAUUAUCGUAUGCAACUUUGUGAGCCUGUGACAUCAGGGACAGUUGCUGUAGUUCCACACAGUCAAGGAUUCGCAAGAGCGCUCAUAAUUAGUGUAUAUCCUACUUGGCCGAAAGUAGCGUUCUAUUACUUGCUGGAUCAUGGAACAUUUGGUGUUGUACAAUUAAAUAAAUUAAGAAAAAUCAGGGCUAAAUAUAUGAAAGUUCCUUUCCAAGCAAUUCAUGUUAGCUGGGCUCACGCAUUCCCUGUCUACUCUGAUAUUCCUGAUUUACACAUACUUCGAACACUCUUUAAUAGUGGUCGUGUUCAUGCAUUUGCUGUACGUAUGGAGACUUGUUGCCGAGCUUCUGUGGCGUUCGGUGAACCAUAUUCACAGCCAUACUCAUCUCAUGGAUUUCUAGAUAUUCUAGUCAACGCGUGUAACAGUGGACUGUUCAUAGCCGUUCCUCUGCUAGUUUAUCCUAAACGACAGUCUUGGCUGAAUGGUUCGUCGAUUCCUUAUUACCCGUUCACAUAUAGUUACAUCGAUUAUCAAUCACUAGUCACUUUCGCUAUUGAGGAUGAUGAAGAUCCAGUGGCUAUAAAUCAUUUCCCUACUCAAAAUCCGAGUGAAGAUUACAUUUGUCCACCGAAACAUCAGAAUGGAAAUCAAAAAAGGUCCAAUAAAUCGUCUGAUCAUUACCGCACACAGCCUAAUGGCCAGCGUCGUGGACCAAGAGGAGCUACAGCAACCAACAACACUGGGAAUCGUAGACAAAAUCCAUUUGGACCCAAUCGUUCUCAGAAUAACCCACUCUUUACUUCUCAAAAAGAGAACCAUUUUGCACCAGUUAAGGAUAGUACUAGUGCAUUAAAAUCCACGACUAACGGAAACGAACAGUUUGUCAAGAGUCAAUCUCGAAAGCCAUUAUCAAAUCGUAAUAAUACUGUAAGUAGUUCAAGUAAUAUAAGGGCAGUCUCAUCAAAUCGCGGACGAGCAACUACAUUAAGUGGACAUGAAUCAUAGUCAAGUAAAUUUGUAUUAUUUUAUCUUGUUCCUGUUUUUCACAAAGCUUCUUGCAGAAUUUCGUUUGGCAUUUUUGUCGCUUUAUAUUUAUUUUUAAUCUGUGCCUUCCAUCACCUAUGUUUGUUUUUCUGACACAUUUUUGUGGUUGCGCACAUGUAUUACUCGCUUCUCAUUGUAAUGGGAUGUGGAUUACCCUACUUAUUUAGUUAAUGUGAUUUAAAAUCAAAGUGUUCAUAUGUUCUCGUAUAUUUUUGUUGAGUUUCUAUCAUAUUUACUUUCCAGUAUAACUUUUUUCUGUUCAUGCUAUGUUUAUUGCAACAAUUGUUUUCAAAAUGUUUUCCCUUGACAAAUAUAUUGUUUAUUGUUUAACCAAGACGAAUAAAAUUAUCAAAUUAAUUCA